AUGUCCCAGCUCACAGAGGAGAACCUCAAGCAGAUGCCGGUCUCGACCCCGCCGUCGACCGGCUCCCGCACCCCGUCGCUCCACCAGCCCACACUCUCCCGUCGCUCUUCGCUCUCUGGCGUCGGUAUCGGCCCCAGCCACAAUGUCGACACCGCUCAAAUCGGCAUUCCGGUGACGACCCCUCGUCGCGAGCGCCCCAAGACCCACAAGCGCUCACUCACGGGAUCGUACUUCCCUGCCCAGCCCGGUGCACCCGAUGAUGAGGUCCUCCCCGGCGACCCAGAGGUCUGGAAGACUGCACUCAAGGCCGAGCAUGUGGACAAGGAAGACACCCAGGCCGUGGCCAACUCGGUUGUUCGUCACGUCACCACCACUCUUGCUCGCCAGGCCGCCAACCUUGACGAUAUUGCCGCGUACCAGGCAACUGCCCUCUCAGUCAAGGACCAGCUCCUCAAGCGUUGGAAUGAGACCACUACCUACCACACCAAGCACGCUCCCAAGCGCGUUUACUACUUUUCUAUCGAGUGGCUUAUGGGCCGCUCCCUCGACAACGCUGUCCUUAACCUGGACAUGCGCAACACGUACGAGACGGCUACACAGAAGCUCGGCUUUAACUUUGAGGACCUUCUCAACGAGGAGCGUGACGCUGCACUUGGUAACGGUGGUCUUGGCCGCCUUGCCGCGUGCUACAUUGACAGUAUGGCUACUCUCAACCUUCCCGGCUGGGGUUACGGUCUUCGCUACUCGUACGGCAUUUUCAAGCAGCUCAUCUCGAACACCGGCGAGCAGCUCGAGGCUCCUGACCCGUGGCUCGACCGUGAGAACCCUUGGGAGAUUGCCCGCAUCGAUGUGUCGUACCCCAUCCGCUUCUAUGGCCGCGUCGAGUCGAUUCCCAACACUUCGCGCGCUAUCUGGUCGGGCGGUACCGAAUGUCUGGCUGUUGCCUACGACGUACCCGUCCCCGGCUUUGCCACCAAGAACACUGCCAACCUCCGUCUCUGGGCGUCUCGUCCCAUCCAGGGCUUUGACCUGAACUCGUUCAACGCCGGUAACUAUGAGGCGUCAGUUCAGAGCAGCAGUGACGCCGAGAACAUUACUCGCGUCCUGUACCCCAACGACAACAUGUACGCCGGCAAGGAGCUCCGUCUCAAGCAGCAGUACCUCUGGUGCUCUGCCUCGCUUCAGGACAUUCUCCGUCGCUACCAGAAGCUCGACCUCUCUUGGGAGCAGCUGCCCGAUUACGUUGUCAUUCAGAUGAACGACACGCACCCGACCAUCUCGAUUGUGGAGCUCAUGCGCAUCCUCAUUGACGAGGAGGAGGUUCCGUACGACGUUGCCUGGAAGAUUACCACCAAGGUGUUUGCCUACACCAACCACACCGUCCUCCCCGAGGCGCUUGAGAAGUGGCCCCUCCCUCUCUUUGAGAACCUCCUCCCUCGCCACCUCCAGCUCAUCUACCAAAUCAACCUCAACUUCCUCAACGAUGUGGCCAAACGAUUCCCUGGUGACAUGGACCGCAUUCGCCGCAUGUCCAUCAUUGAAGAGGGCACCCCCAAGUUUGUCCGCAUGGCCCAUCUCGCCAUUGUCGGCUCCUUCAAGGUCAACGGUGUUGCCGAGCUUCACAGCCAGCUGCUCCAGUCGACCAUUUUCCGUGACUUCGUCGAGUUCAAGGGCCGUGACAGCUUUACUAAUGUCACCAAUGGCAUUACUCCUCGCCGUUGGCUGCUGCAGUGCAACCCGCGCCUUGCGCAGCUCAUCACCGACACUCUUGGCUCGGAGCACUGGCUUGUCCACCUCAAGCAGAUUGCUCAGCUUCUCCCGAUGGCGGACAACGCGCAGUUCCGCGCAGCGUUCCGUGAGAUCAAGAACGAGAACAAGACCCGUCUUGCCGAAGUUCUGGCAUCAGAGCUCAACAUCCAGGUUGACAUCGACAGUGUCUUCACCUGCCAGAUCAAGCGUCUCCACGAGUACAAGCGCCAGACUCUCAACAUCUUUGGUGUCAUCUUGCGUUACUUGCAGAUCAAGAAGGCUACUCCGGAGGAGCGCAAGAAGUUUGUAAAGCACACUGCCAUCUUUGCCGGCAAGGCCGCUCCAGGCUACUACAUUGCCAAGCUUGUUAUCCGCCUCAUCGUCAACGUUUCCAAGAUCGUCAACAAUGACCCUGACGUCGGCCACCUUCUCCGUGUUGUGUUCAUCCCCGACUACAGCGUCUCUGUCGCUGAGGUCCUUGUCCCCGCGGCGGACGUCAGUGUGCAGAUUUCGACGGCUGGCACUGAGGCGUCUGGAACCAGUAACAUGAAGCUCGGCCUUAACGGUGCCCUGCUUCUCGGUACCGUCGACGGCGCCAAUAUUGAAAUCGCGGAGGAUGUGGGAGAGGAGAACGCUUUCCUUUUCGGCCACCUUGCUGCGGACGUUGACGCUGUUCGCUAUGCGAACUCGUACAACCCAACGCCUCUUGCCGAGCGCUCGCCCGAGCUCGCCGAGGUCUUCAAGGCCAUCGAGGCCAACACCUUUGGCGACGGCCACAUUUACGAGCCCCUUCUCAAGCCUAUCUACGACAACGACUACUACCUUGUGUCCAACGACUUUGGCUCGUACCUUGCCGCUGAGCGCCUCGUCGAUGAGCUCUGGCGCGACCAGGAGGAGUGGACCAAGAAGUCGAUUAGGACUGCCUUCUCCAUGGGCGACUUCACGUCUGACCGCUCCAUCCAAGACUAUGCCGACUCUAUCUGGUCUAUCGAGCCCGACCCGGUUCCCGAGAAUUAA
Messenger RNA from Apiotrichum porosum, 2766 nucleotides. RefSeq names its product Non-essential glycogen phosphorylase (gene GPH1). Gene Ontology annotation, cellular component: cytoplasm. The record is from RefSeq and is a predicted model, not a curated record. NCBI's taxonomy places the organism in Eukaryota, Fungi, Basidiomycota, Tremellomycetes, Trichosporonales, Trichosporonaceae. Gene Ontology annotation, biological process: glycogen catabolic process. The coding region runs from base 1 to 2766 and encodes 921 amino acids. Gene Ontology annotation, molecular function: glycogen phosphorylase activity; pyridoxal phosphate binding. The transcript has 30 exons.